AUGUGUUCAAAUGGGACUCAAUUCAAAACACACAUAAAUUAGAUACUUUGGAAAUUUAAGUUGAAUAUUCAAUAAUAAAUUACUCAUAUAAAAAAGAAUAAAAUUCGGGUAAAAUUAAAACAUCAUUUACUUUUUAUGCAGGUUAGUUUCCUUUAUAACUUUAUAAUUUUAUCUAAAGAUCAUUCGCAAAUAUUAGUGGAUUUUCCUUAAAGCACUCUUAUAGAAUUUGUCAAAGGUUUUACCAUCCUUUGUCUAUUAGAAAGCGUAAUCCUCCAACAGUAUCAUCAAUAAACUCUCCUAUCUGAGAAUACAUUAACUGAUUUAUGGAUGCAAUGGAGGUGGUUAAAUUAACCAAUCAGGCGACUCAAUUCUAAAUAAUCUAAAAAUAAUUCUUCUCCAUCUUUAAUAACUUUAAUUCUUGUAAACUUAGGUCUCUUAUGUGAUUUUUAUAAUGAUGAUCAAGAAAAGAUAUGCUCUACGAAAAAUUUUACAUCGUGGAGAAAUUUUAAGUUGGCCAAAAUUGCAUCAAUUCUUGAAGAAGUUUUUAGGGACAAAUAUAUCGAUUAAACGUAAAUUAAUUGA
This is a messenger RNA of Paramecium tetraurelia, 582 nucleotides long. RefSeq lists its product as uncharacterized. The record is from RefSeq and is a predicted model, not a curated record. Lineage: Eukaryota; Ciliophora; Oligohymenophorea; Peniculida; Parameciidae. The transcript has a single exon.